AUGUACCAGCUUCCCCACAAGCGCCUAGCGUCGGUGACGAGUCUUCCAAGUCAACCCCUGCCUCCAAAAACCGAGAGGAAGACGUCGGAGCAGGUGCCCUCGCCCAAGUCUCUCCUGCGCUUGAUUGUCGCGUGCAGCCUCGACAAGAUUACAUAUGCCAUACCAGAAUUAUUGGACCCCAAGUCGGAGAAGCAAGUGAAGGAUGCACAGCAGAAGAAGAAAUAUCGGGCUGUCCGUCGAUUAUUGCGCAAGUCGUAUAAUAAUCAAUCCAACAAGGCCUGCAGCGCUUCUCCGCCGUAUUUACCACAAGGCGCUGCAGCUAUGACAGACUCGUGGCAAGUAGACUACCGGGAGCAGUCAAAAUCAUACGCUCGAUAUGCCGACUUGGUUCAAUCUUUGAGCACAGGCAAGUCCCGCAUGAACGGCGAACUUGCAAAGAAAAUACUCCAUAUUCCUAUUAAUCUCAGUGGGAGUGUCAUUACCCAAGACCAAGAGAAAUCCUUUGCGGAGCUCCUUGAUCUGUCGCGGAUUACCCGCAGAGCUUUUUUGAUGGAUCCAGCUUUAGACCCAGAAGUGGAGGCAUUGGGUGUGAGGGAGCGACUCCGGAGGAUGGCCCCAGGAAUGUCUGGCGAGAAGGAGCACUUUGAGGGUUAUACGGAUAUCAAGGGUGCAUAG
Molecule: messenger RNA, 675 nt
Organism: Cyclocybe aegerita
Lineage: Eukaryota; Fungi; Basidiomycota; Agaricomycetes; Agaricales; Hemipholiotaceae
Source: the annotation of a GenBank genome assembly